AUGGAAAAUAAGAUUGCUAGGUUGGCUCCUGAGUUAGGGUGUUCUGUAGGUGGGUGGCCUCUUAAGUACUUAGGUCUUCCAUUGAUGACUUUAAUCGACGAUGGUUGUGGCAAUUGUCUUGUUCAGCAUCAAGAUCAAGGAGCAGCAAAUCAACGGGAAGGAGCAGCAGGCAGUCGCAGUCUCAAUCUCCAUGGGCUCAAGAAGUCACAAAGCCACUAUUGUGAUUCUCUAGGGUUUGGGUUGGAACUGGUAGUGAGUGUUGUGGUGAUGGAGAUAGGUUGUAGUUGA
Molecule: messenger RNA, 288 nt
Organism: Ilex paraguariensis (yerba mate)
Lineage: Eukaryota; Viridiplantae; Streptophyta; Magnoliopsida; Aquifoliales; Aquifoliaceae
Source: the annotation of a GenBank genome assembly